UAUUCACAGCAACGAGAAUGUUUAAAAGAUGGCGGCCUAGUUUGCAGACAACUCUAGACUUGAACAUUAUCUCCAUUCCAUCAAAUAUGAAACUACUUUAUUUUCUUUAAAUAAACUAGAGCAUAUACCCAGUCAUCGUAACAAGAGAUGGGAACAAGAAAGAAAAUGUCUAAAAAUGACAUAUUGGAUGAUCUUCUUGAUAACAGCCUGCUGUCUGAUGAUUCUCCUCGGCGUCCUAAACCUGGAUUAACAGGCAAGCCACAGGCGGUAAAACCAACUAAACCUGGUGAGAAAGAUGACUUUUACAGUUCACUGGCAGCCAUGGCAACUAGUGAUGCAGAGUCGGAUAAAUCUGAAGUGGAUAUGGAUAAGCUGGUGCAUUCUCUUGGGGGUCUAGACGACAUGGAUGCCGAUCUGUUUGGAGACAAACUAAACAAGAAAAGCAAUGCAAACAAAACACCAGGCAAGCCGACCACACCUCGACGUGUUGGCCCUAAAGCUGUAGGGAACAAAUCUCCCACUCGGGUUCAGUCCCCCACCAGAAGUGACCCCUACACCAGCCCACCUGAAAGUGCCAGAAGCCUUAAAAGAAAACCAGUGAAGCCGCCCCCAUCUUCAGCCACACAGCAGCCCAGCAACACCUCCCUCCCCCAGACACAGGUAGAGCACAAACCUGGGACAGCUCCAGGAAAAAUGACGGAUCUGAGUGCUGCCAGUGAAAGUCUAAAGCCUGGACAAAAAACUGUGCAAAGGCCAGAAACUGCCCCAAAGCUAAAAAAUAAAUUUGAUUUAGACUUUGACCCAGAUGACCCACUAGCAGGAAUAUUGUCAGAUGAGACUGAUGACAUAUCUGAGAGUGACAGGCCCAGGUCAGCCACCAAGAAACCUGCCGCAGUAACCAACCCACCUCCUGCAGUGGUAAAACCACAAGAAAACACUACAAAAGUUACAGAGUCUCCCAGAAGACGUAACCUGAUGGACAGACCUCCAACAAGAAGUGGGGGCAGUGACAAUACUGAUUCUGCCAGCCCUGGCAUUGCCAAGUCAGCUAAUUUAGAGGCUACUAAACCAGGUGCUAAGACUGCAGGUGGUAUCUUCAGUGACUCAGACAAUGACCUGCUAGAGUUAGAGGGUAGAACAUCAACUCCUGCUCAGAAACCUAAAUCAGCUGACAGUGAAGACCAGCGUCCAGCUAGGUCAGUACUAGACAGUUUACUGGGCAAGACUUCUGGAGCUUCAGCUUUACUGGAGCCUAAAGAGAAGAAGCCUUUUGUGUUGGAUAAUAAAUACAGCAGUUCAGUACAAGGGGAGACUGCUGGCGGGAAAGAAGAUGAUGAUGGGUUUUCUUUUGGCAAUUAUCAGCCUUCUGCUGCAUCUGGGUCAAGGCCAAACUCAAGGAGAUCUGUCAGAUUUCAAGAUGAUGAUGAUAUAUUUGGGCUUGAUAGCCGACCAUCUCCCAGAACUAAAUCUCCUGGUUCCAGAAACAAGGCUUCACUUGAUAUGGACUGGCUUGAGCUAGCUUCUUCUAACCCUGCCACAGCUACCAGCGCAUCCUCGACCCCUGGAACAGCAGCGGGUGUGAGCACGACGGUAGCAUCAUCCACUAAGCCUCCAGUACCCACAUCAGCAGUCACGACCAAGCCGCCAGACAGCCCUAAGAAAUCUCCAGUCGCAACCAGUCAACAGGCGUCAGCAGCCAAGCUCCCUCCAACUAACACUGGCCAGAGUCCUAAAGCUUGGCUUGGGCUAGCAGACUCCGAGUCAGACGAUGAGCUUUUCAAACCAAAGAAAUCGUCAGUCAGGAGCGCAUCUCUCCCACAGAGCCCAAUCGUGUCUGCCACUGCUUCACCCCGGGUAGUUCACAAAAAACCCACCAAGAAAGACACAUCACCCAAGCCGGGUAGCAGCGUCUCAGAAAACAAAGAAGAGGAAGAUGACUGGCUGGCCAAAGUGAAGAGUCAGAGGCAGCAGGUACUGGCCAAGGAGAAAUCUGAAGAGACGGGUAGGAGCUCUGACCAAGUGGACGGAGAUGUACACAAGUCUACUUUUAACAAAGUCAAUGUUGAUGUCUCCCAGAUGUUUAUCAACACACAAGCUAACGUACUGAAUGACUUAUUAUCUCCCCCUGCUGAACCAAAGUCUGCUGGUGGGCCAAGCUGGGGGUCACCAAGAACACAACUUAGUUACACCGUCAGAGGUGGACAAACUUCAGGUUCAAAUGUUGGUGCUGUUACUAACCAAAGCUCUACGAUAGACCCAAGGCUAAAAUUUUCUGCUUCGCUUCUCAAUCAAGAUCAGGCUCAAAGCAACUCUGCAGCGUUGUCCCCUUCUCUCCCGCAAACAGUUGUCCAGCAGGCAGUGAGUCAAGCUCCCCUGCGGCUGGACCAGCCCAGCCAUCCCUCUUACCCACCCCAAUACCAGCAGUCCCAGCAACCAACACCCUUGCAGCCACAGCUACAGCAGCAGCUGGAGCAGUUGCAGUUGAUGCAGCAGCAAGAGAUGCACAAGUCAGAGCUGCUGAAGAAACAGCAGGAGCUGCAGAAGAUGAUGCAGGAUGUUCAGAAGCAGUAUGACUCUAUCUCUAGGACAAAGCCGUUGGUCCAGUCCAGUCAGUGGAUACCUUCGUUCACACAGAUCACUUCAUCAAUAGAACUACCAGACUCUUUACCUGAGGCCCAUGCCAAGAUCAGAAAGUUGGAGCUAGAGAGAACGUACACAGAGUCUCUGCUGGACAGUCUAAAGAGGAGAUAUGAAGAGGAAAUUUUUGCAGUAGAGAGCUCAUACAAAAACAGACUUCAGAUCCUGGAAGAGUCCAACAGAAAGAAAGAAAUCAGGCUGAGAGAGGAGAAUGAAGAGCUGAUGCAGCAACACCUGAACAAGGUCAGACAACUGGAGCAGGAGAAAAGUGACCAGAGCACUGCCCACUACCGUAAGUUGGAGGACAUGGAAAGAGAAAAGGCUCAAGAGUUGGAGAAACUGAAAGAACAAAACAGGUUGACUCUUGCAGCUCUGAAGAGAGAUCACGAAGAAGCUUUGGACAGACUGGUCAGUGCCAAGAACCAGGAGAUUAACAAGAUAGCUAAUGCCAAUGACACAUCCAGAAGCCUGACAGUUGUAGUGGAACAGAUUUCCAACAAUGCCAAAGACUUGAAUGAUCUCCAGAGAAAAGUGGAGGCCUGGAACAAACAAGGGCUAGAUGAAAGGGAGAUAACACUUAGGUCAAAAGAUGAGCAGCUCCAAAUGCUUCAGGAGAGACUGAAGAGACAAGAAGAAGACAAUGAGAGAGAAAGAAAGAGACUAGAAGAAUUGAUUGUUCGUAUGGAGUCCCAGCUAAGGGAGCAAACCAGGCUUAUGGAAGAGGAGAGAUGGAAGCUGAAGCAAGACCAGAGUCGUGCUGAAGCUGUGCAGAGAUCUUUAGAUGAGGAGCGACGUUUGUGGUUGGAGCAGCAGACUAGGGAAAGAAUGUCUCUAGAGAGAGCUAGGGACAAUUUGUUGGAAGAACAACAUAGUUGUACAUCGCAGAUCACAGACGAGAGGAGACUUUUAGCCGAGGAGAGGGCCAAGUUCCAGAUAGAACAGAAAACAGUUCGUGAGAAACUUCAUCAGGACACCAUAAAGAGAACUCAGGCUGAAGCUGAAUAUGAAGUUCUGAUGAAGGCCAUUGCAGAAGAGAAAGUCCAGCAGGCCAGCAGGCUGAAAGAACUGCAGAGGGAGGAAGAGAGGAUCAACUCUGAGAGAAACAAGCUAGAGAGGGAGAGGGCUCAGAUAGAUCAGGAGAGAGAGAUGCUGGCCAAACAGGCAAGACAGAUACGGGAACAGUCUGAGGAGAUUGACCGUGUCACAGAGGCUGCUCGCAGGGCACAGAAUGAAGGGGAGCAAGCCAUGGAGGAAGCCUUCCACGUCAGCUCCCAGAUAGAGAGAAGAGAGACAGACAUUGAAAAGAAACUGAGUGCCAUCAAGUUAAUGGAGGAACACAUCACUGAGGAAAAACUUCGCUUGGCCAGGGAGAAGAAAGAAAUGGACAACUUAAGAAAGUCUCAUCUGUGUGUGAAUUGUCGAUCUCCACAAAAUGGUCUGGCCGCUCUACCACUGAUACCACAAAAUGGUUAUCACACUCCGCUGGCGGUCACAGCACCACAGUUCAUGAUCCCAUCACCUGGUCAUCAGAUGGUCACUAACCCACUGGAACAGAUAGCAGCCUCUAUAGCCAGUGACAGGGCUGUACGCAUGCUCAAGAUACAAGCCAUCAAGGACAAAGAAUUUUUGGAAGAGGAAAAUUUUUACCUGGAGACCCUCCGCCACACUCCCUAUCACAGUACAGCAUCCAAAUCUUGAGAUCCACUGUACCAAAGUUUAUCACUGACUCAGGUUUAACAUCAUUUACUGUUUGAGAGUCUACAUGCUGUAAUGUGAGACAGUAGUAGGUUAUAAUGUAUGACACUAGAGCACUAAGGAUUUAUUUCUAAUGGUGAACUGGAAUAAAAGCUACUAGUUUGUUGGCAAGUCAUCAAGUCAUUUGACUUAGAGUCUUAUUUGUUACAGCUGUAUUGUGUAGGUCUUCUGUGUCUAGGUCUUAUCUUCUUCUUAUAUAAUACAGAUGUUACUUCAAAAUAGAUGAUUACUUCCUAUGGGUCAUGAAUGUUUACCAAUGACUUAAAUUCUGCCAAGUCACUGGUUUUCCUGGCUGGCUCAGGCAACCCAUUCCAUGCUGUAAUAGCACUAGGGAAGAAGGAGAAUAUGUACAAAUUUGUCCUAGGUCAUCUGUUAUUUCUUUCUGAUGUUACUGUAAGUAUAAGGUUGUUUAGUUAAUUUGGUAUCUCUUUUUUUAAAUGAUUUGUCAAUGACUCUUUUAAGAUUCUAAAUACAUUUUGGGGACAAAGAUUUCAUUGUGCUGACCACACCAUACCCUUAUAAUAUUAUUAAUCCCCUGAUGCAGAAAAAUACUUAAAGUGAAGGUUAUGGAACUGAUCAACAUUGAGUGGCUGCUUGUAUAGUGUCUGCAAACAAUGUAGGCUAAUGGUAUCAAUUGAGUUGGUCUCAGUAUACACCCAACACGAUUGAUUGACAGAACUCUGGACUGGUUUAUGAUCUUUUCAUAGUUUGAAUAUUUCUAAGAAAUGACCAAGAUAUGGAGUUUAUUUGCUUCCUUUGCUUUUGUUAUUGCCAUGGUGGUCAAGCAAUAAUGUGCUGGGCUGUCAAACCAAAGCGUUAAAGUUCAGAUCCAGUUAAUGCCAGGAGAUAUCCAAAUGAACACCCGGCUCAAGUCUUGGGUAAAAGUAAAAGCUGACACCCUCAUUACCUUAUAGGUGAACUUUACAUCACCUGUCCACUUUGACCCUUGAACUCUUUGUCUGACAGUGAUCUCAGUCAAUGUUUGCCCCUCACCAAGCCACUUAGUAAAGGCUUUUUUGUUUGGUACCUCCCCCUUACUCUGUUGGUCCGUUGGGGCACCACACAAGAUCUGUCAAACGUCUUUCUCCAUUCCCCUCUGUCUUUUGCCUUGGACAGAACCUCAUUCAACGACAGGCCUUUCCAUUCUUUUAUUAAUGUCUUCCCAUCGCUUUCUCUGUCUGCCUCUUCUUCUUUUUCCUGGUACUGUUCCCUGAAGGAAGGUCUGUGCAAGUUAUGAAGACCUUAUAAUAUGGCCAUAGAGUUUUAGUCCAAUUUCUGUAGUAACCCUAUCUCUUUGUUUGUGGUGCGAUCUUUAAUUGUUUCGUCGCUCAACUAUUUUAUUGUACAUCUCACUCUAUACAUUUAUACACUCCACAUUUUUAGAGCUUUAAACUAGGAUGUACCUCUCCUGCCAAGGGGGACAUUUUAAAUAGCAAUACGUUGACUUUAUAUGUAUUUACAGUAAAAGUUUUUAUUUAUAUGUACAUAUUUCCUAAAACUAUAUAUUUAUAUAUCUUCAACAAAAAAAAAAAUACUGUACAGUAUUUGAACUAUCAACUCUAGCUGUAUAUUUGUUUGGCUGUUGUGUUUAUAUGGAUACUUUUAUGACAUUUCCUUGUCAUGCUAUGUGUCAAUCAAGGGAUUUAUUUUUGUUGAGGGAAUUUGUCAAUACUGAACCUUUUUUUUUUU
Biomphalaria glabrata is the source of this 6081-nucleotide messenger RNA. Its product is annotated as fas-binding factor 1-like. Gene Ontology annotation, biological process: cilium assembly; establishment of epithelial cell polarity. The record is from RefSeq and is a predicted model, not a curated record. Bases 148 to 4335 code for a protein of 1395 amino acids. NCBI's taxonomy places the organism in Eukaryota, Metazoa, Mollusca, Gastropoda, Planorbidae. Gene Ontology annotation, cellular component: ciliary basal body; ciliary transition fiber; centriole. The transcript has 34 exons.